GUUUUGCUCUUGUUUUUUUGGCAUAUUUUAAAUAUUAUUGAAAUGACCUUUUGAUACCCAUAUUCUGCAAACUAAUUAUAUCUGUGGCCACAUUGCACGAGCACGUUGGAGCCAGCAUUUCAUGGCAAUGAUUUGCAAAGUGGCGCUGACUAACUUUUUAUUAGGUGAGGGAAAAAGGAAUGCGCGCGUGCCGCACAGCAGAGAAGCACAAAUUAGCGGUCAAUAAUUAAAUUGCGACAAAGUUUGCAUACACAAGUGCCACCCAGCACAACAUUAUUGAUGCCAGCAACCGCACCAUAUGGACUAAGCAAGACGAGCAGCCUGCCGGCGGCACAGCUUUGUUAUCCAGCACCGAAAACGACAACAAAUUUAUUGCCGAGUACCAGAACAAACGCAUAUGUAAGCUCAUCCAUGCCGCCGAAAAAAUGGUAUGGGCGCGCUGAGGGAUGCAACGCCUGACGAGUACGUAGACAUUGUUGACGAGUGGGCACAGUCUGGGGACUGCGUUGUAGUAGUUAUCUUGGUUAAUUCCAGCGCCGCCUCGAGGAGGUCAGAGUCGAUUGAGCGUGCGCUGGCGGCCGGAUUUGCAGAGACCGUGUUUCUGCGCGUGUCUGCCGAUGAGUGUGGAUUCGCUGAUGCCUCGGUGGUAUCGAUUGUGCUGGUUCGCCGUGGCGGUGAGCUGAAACAUAAUUUGGUCCGCGUCGUCGAUCAUCUCAGUGAUCCAAAUGGGUUUGUGUCGCAUGAUGUAACCCAGCUCUUGGACUCCAUCUUGUGCAAAUGGCAGAAGAGCAGUAUAUGACUGCUUGCAGCAGU
Kickxella alabastrina is the source of this 813-nucleotide messenger RNA. RefSeq lists its product as uncharacterized. Lineage: Eukaryota; Fungi; Kickxellomycota; Kickxellomycetes; Kickxellales; Kickxellaceae. The record is from RefSeq and is a predicted model, not a curated record. The transcript has a single exon. The annotation marks the transcript as partial.